Molecule: messenger RNA, 6096 nt
Organism: Hippoglossus stenolepis (Pacific halibut)
Lineage: Eukaryota; Metazoa; Chordata; Actinopteri; Pleuronectiformes; Pleuronectidae
Gene: lrrc38b
Product: leucine rich repeat containing 38b
Exons: 2
Coding region: 958-1833 (291 amino acids)
Cellular component (GO): voltage-gated potassium channel complex
Molecular function (GO): voltage-gated potassium channel activity; potassium channel activator activity; transmembrane transporter binding
Source: RefSeq, a predicted model, not a curated record
ACGAGCAGAGGGGGAGAGGGCAUGAGAUAAACCAUGGUAGAUUCAGAGGCAGACAUUGGACUGGCAUGGCUGUGUGCAGCUCACUGCGCUCGACAUCCACCAGGCUCCUUCCUGGACUUUGGGAUUCUCCCUCCUCAGCCUGGCAGCUUUGACACGCCGCUGGAUAGCGUAACAUUGAGCUGUGCCGUGUUUUCACAGCAUGUUGCAGGGCAUUGGGAGAUAGAGAGGGAAUAAUCCAGGAGGGGGCUGGGGUGGGGGGGGGGCACCUUACCACACUUGAGCGAGGGUCCGCGGGCUUCCUCUCUCUCUCCGUUCAUAUCGUCUGCCUUAUCUGCACAGAGACCUGGGAAUAAUGGAGGGAUGCAUCGGGGUUGCUCUUCGCCUGUCAUGCUUGAAUCACAGCUCCAUUUAUCCUUUUGUGUCACAGACCUUAUUGCCUUUGUCUGUCACCUCCGCCAGAUCAACUGUGGGGUAGCGUGGCGGACGGAGCCUCCUCCUCCUCGUCCCCCCGCUCCCUCGUCUGUGCCCCUGGCUUCUCAUCACUCCCGGCUCGCUCGUGUCUCUUCACCUCUCGUGAGCCGCCCUCCCCUCUCUGUUGAGCUCCGUCUUUCUUGCUCUCCCGCUCUCUCCUCCUGCUUUACUAUCUCCCUCUCUUUGCUCUCUCAAAGCAGGCGGUCUGCUGCUCUACCCAGGCAGCUUGCUACAUGAUCUCCUGGAGAACAGUUCUCACCGCUGCUCUGCCGCCUCACAGUUCCUGAGACGAUUUUCAUCUCCACAACGGCAGGAUGCUCCUUAACGAGGAUUGAUCCCCGUUCGCCCCCUUUCACUUUCCCCUUCCCUUCCCUUGUCCUGAUCUCCUGCCCUCUGACCCUCACCCUCUUGUUCUCUACCCCCACCUUCACCUCGUCACCCUGACCCGAGCCUCUUUCCCUCCUAAUCCACCCACCCCCCUUGACCAUGUUGCCAUGUGUCUGCUGGCUCCAACCUAUCCUCAUCUUGUUGUCCUCUGUCUUAUGGACCCGGGGGGAAAACUGCCCAGCAACCUGCAUGUGCCCGGAUCCUCACACCGUGGACUGCAGCGGCCGCGGGUUGACCCGACUCCCCAAUGAGAUCCCCCUGGAUGUACGCAGGCUUUUGCUGGCGGACAACUGGAUACCCCGCAUCCCCUCGGACUUCCUGGUUCUGUACAGCGACCUGGUGUACCUGGACCUCCGGAACAACUCGCUCUCCCUCAUAGAACCGGGGACACUCAGCACCUCUUCCAGGCUGGUGUUCUUGGAUCUGGGCAGCAACAAUCUGACUGAGAUCCCCAAGGGGACGUUUGGGGAGUCCCGUAGCCUCAUCAAACUACGACUGGGCAACAACCCGUAUCUGAGCAUGGUGAGUGAGGAUGCUUUCCUGGGCCUCACCUCUCUGAGGGAACUGGAGCUGGAGCGUAAUGCGCUGUCUACCCUAAAGGUGGGGGCACUGAGUCAGCUGCCCUCCCUGCGGGCGGUGAGGCUGGAGGGCAACCCCUGGGUGUGCAACUGCAACUUUGCCAGCCUGUUUGCGUGGCUGAUGGAGAACAGUCACAAGCUUCCAAAUGGGGUGGAAGGCAUGGAGUGCUCCCUCCCUAUGGACGGCAGACGCGUGUCGCUGACCCAGCUCUCGCAGGACAGCUUCCGGGAGUGCCAGGCCAACCUGACUCUAACAGACCUGCUCAUCAUCAUCUUCUCCGGCAUCUCAGUGUCGGUGGUGGCCAUCAUGACGAGCUUCUUCCUGGCGUCAACUGUCCACUGCUUCCAGCGCUGGAGCAAAGGCACCAAAGGGGACGAGGAAGAGAGUGAAGAGUGAGGAGGAUUUUACUCGUGUUUUUCGCGCCUCCCCCACCGUGGGACGGGCACUUCAAACAAUGAGGGGAUUGAACCGCAGAAAGUGCAACAUGUGACAAGUAUCAUGCUGCUUCUGGUGAUGAGGAUCUCGCCCCUGGUACGGUUGAGAGUUGUUGUCUUUGCACAUGGAGAAGUCUGAAAUAUGGGAAACGAAAGGACCUUCCCAAGGAAUGAGCCAAAAAUUAGUGAGGCCCAGCUCCACGGCACAGGUGUGAGAGUGUGUGGUUAUACUUUAUGGCUACUGGCUCAGUAUUAUAGGCCUACACAGAUAGAAUAAGGCUAAAUCCUUUAUAUUGACAGAGUUAAAGUUUUUUGAGAAGUGUUGCUGCAGUGCUUGCAGAGCUGUUGCUUUAGUCUUAAUAAGCCAAUAACUUAUCUUAUCACACAAACGUCCAACAGUAGAGUCUGAAUACUGUAACGUGACAUCAGAGUUUAGUAAAUCAGUUUAUUGACCCUUUAAGAAAAAGGAUGUCACACCGACCAGCAACCUCAGUGUUUAACUGCCUAUUACAUGAUAUGCUGGCAUAUCCUGCCAUUCACAGUGUCUUUUUCUGGACAGAUUCACUCACCGAUAUUCAAAAGUCUUUCCCCAGCACCGAGCAGGCAAAAUGCUGUUGAAGGGAAGAGAUGUUUGGUAGCUGAUUUACCGUAGACAGGUCGAGUUGGUGUCUACACGCAGUAUAUUCACUAUGUAAUCCAAAACGUAUGUACCUAAAGAAAACAAUGUACAGUCAAACAAAUAUAUAAAUCAAAAGGAUAUACUGUAUGUUCCUUAGGCUGAUUACAGUGAACUGUGUAGAAAGAAGAUCACAAAAUGUUAUAUUGAAAGUUAUGGCAAAUAUACGAUUUUAAACUAGAAUCUAUAUGUAGAACUUGUGUCAAACAACGCACUUUAAAUGGUGAACCUAAUUUUUGGCAAGCCCCGAAAAAACACCACGUAGACUGGUGUUGUUGUCACCUGCCAAAGAUUAGGUUUCAGCGAAGGAGAGAUUGGUUGUGAGGACUUUGUUGUGGGUGAAGUUUGUAUUUAGAGGGUAGGGGACAUAGCUCCUGAAUAGAAGGCAGCGCUACAGCCAAAAUCACACUCUGUACACUCACAUUGUUCUCAUGCUCUCCAAAGCUUUACAUUCUCUCCUCGUCGGUCUGAGACUGAGCCAGCUGUCGUACUCAGCGUCUUUCUUCCUCAUUUUACAACACAUAGUUAAGUACUGUAUGAUUAAGGUUGGGUACCGUUCACAUUUUAAUCAAUUUGAUACCUGGGUUCUGGUAUUGGUAUCCGACGGCAACGAGGAUUUGCUCUCUGCAAUACCAGAAAAUGUAAUUCCAGCCGUCACAGUAAAUAGCUUUUAGAAAACACCGGUAUAGUAGAUGGUGGUAUGCACCUACAAGUUGUUUGUGAUCUGCUGGAAAAAAAGAAAAUGCUAAACCAAAGUACAAGCAAACCAACAGUGAACAAGAACGUUUUCUCCGGCCAUGACGCAUCCAAAUGGCAAAUUAAGUACGUGGAGUCUACGUCGAUGACGCUGUCAAACAAGGGUUCAGCUUCUUUGUCGCUGGCUGCAGGCGCGAUGCUAACGUUAGCUGCAGCUGCUGCCAGGUACUCGACUUUCAGGCUUUUAAACACGAUGCACUUUUUAGCUUUUAGAUGCGUCUCGUGUUGACUGGGUGUCUCGUCAGGUUAGAUGUGUUGCCAUGGCCAGCUUCGCAUUUCUCUAUACAAAUACUGCAGUUACCAACACUAGAGCCUGAUGCACACCGCCUCAGCAAUGUAGCAUCACUUGAUACGCAGGCACAUUAACGCACUAGUAUAAAUAUGUAGGCCACUUGCAGAGGCUCUCCACGGAUUCUACUUGCUCUCGCAACCAGAUGAUUUGACUUGCUGUCUUGCAGACGGACUUAACGUGAAUCAGUGCUCAGUUUUAGAAAAGCACGGUACCCAACCGUAUGUGUGACUGUGGCUAGCAAGAGAUUAGUUUCUUGAGGAGUAAAUAAUUGUCUAUCGUUGUAUUUGAGACAUAAUCAAUAUGUAGCCGACAUCAUGGACUCUUUGGGCUUUUUUUGUGAUUUUACUAAAGAUCUUCCGAUAUCUAAAGCUGCUGAUGUCAUAUCCUUGAGAAGUCUCAUAACACUGUAUCCACAUCUGCAUUCACAAGAGCGACACUUCAGUAAAAUUAAAUAAACACAGUGCCCUGGAUUUUUACAGGUUUCUGUUUGUUAUUUGCCUCCUUUAUAUUUAAAUCCUCCGUGAUUUGGAACGCACAUAGCUGAAAUCUUUGGAUUUUUCUUUCCCCCCCCCCCUAAAGCUAAGGUAUGUUGCAUUGCUUCUCCAUUUGCUUCAUGUAAGGCAUGACUAAUUCGGCGGAAUUGAGAUAUGAAGCAGAAAGAAUGUCAAGCCUUCUAAAUGCAAACAAGCGGAGGAUAGAAGAAUAAAAAGAGCCGUGGACAAAUACUCAUCGUUCCCGUGUGCUUGACGACAAAAAAAAGGAAAUCCAAAAUGCUUAUGUCCCGUUAGAGCAAGUCAUAACCCUGAGUGUGCUGCCUCCCCGAGCACAUUUUGCAGAGAUGACAAUAAAUAAAUGUGGCCUUAUUUUUUAGUUUUUUUUCGUUGUUGUUUUCAUCAUUAGCAUCAAUAAAAGCACAAUGAUUUCACAUGUAAUAAACGCGACCCUAGGUCACUUUAAAGGAUGUGUCACAUCACAUGUUGGUUCCAGCCUGUAUUGUCACAGUAUGUUUUCAUUAAUGUGAGUCGUCACACGUUGUGCUGAAAGUGCCACAUCCCUUAUAAACAGAGUUAAGAAUUGUACCGUGUAGAUGUUAUGUAUUUGCCAGAAUUCAAACCAUGCGGGACACUUCCAGGACACAUUAUUAAUUAACAAAUGAUUAAUCAUUCAUACGAGCCGGCUGACCUUUCUCCAACCCCCCCACCCCCUCGUAACCGUGACUCAGUGUAUAUGGGCAGGCCUGUCAAGAUUUUAGAUUUCUCCAUUUCAAUUCUAGCAUCAGAUAAAGUGUGAUCUUUUAAAGGAGACGUGUUCUGCUCAUGUUCAGAAAACACAUCACAGUCCUCAAACUGUCCAUCGCUGCUGCUCCUCUUUUCAGCCUCUGUCUGAAACAAUUGGUUUUAGCUCCUGUGUCUUUAAGGCCCCCCUCCCACUAGCCGCUGGGCCUGCGUUAUGGAAAUGUGGAGUGUUGUGGUGUCACGUGACAUCACGAUGAUGCGGGAGUGACAACGAGAAACUUCAGGAGCUUCAGGAGCUGUGUUUUCUUUCGAGGCUUUUUUUUUACCUUUGUAGAACUUUUGCAGGACCACCAGAAAACACAAGGCAACCCAUAAAACACACUGGAGGAAAGUGAUACUCCCUAAUUCGUCUCCUUUAAAGGGGAAUGGCAGAGAAUUUCAUAUUUAAACUCAACCAUUUGUCUCUUAGUUUUAUUUAAUUGCUCAUCGUCAGAGGACAGACGCCCGGAGCAGAGAGAACAGAGGGUUUGGCUUUUAGGAACUCGACUCCCAUUGAGCAGAAAGUGAGUUUCCAGUUGGUGAAAUGACAAAAAGCAGGUCGUUGUGUUCAGAAGACAAACCUUCGACGGCAUAAUACCUCAAGAGUAGCUGGACGAAUUAUAUGUGUUUUUGAGAGUUUUCCCCUUGAACAGAGGAGAAGCUGGCUAGCUGCUAUGUGGAGGUUGCAGGCCUGAGUCCAGGAAUCAGAGUUUUUAUACAUAUCAUUAUCAUUUCCAACUACUGUGUAGUUACUGUAUAUUAACAAACUAUUCUGUUCGCUUAGCUGUUAGCUUGACGCAUAUGUUAGCAUGACAUUUUCAUUUCUCUUUCUCAUUUUAUUAAGUAACAAAUAUCCGCACAUUAGAGCAUGCACCUUUGAGUUACCUGCAGUAUAAAGCUCAGAUUCAUGUCUAUUUUUCUAUUAAACCUUUCACAAUAAAGCAUUUAUUUACUCUGUCAUUUUUAUUUCGGCCCGGAGAGCAGAGACACGGGCGACUGCUUUUUCCUACGUUUCGUCCUGACAUUGCUAAAGAAAAAGAAAAAUCCAUGUUAUGUUUUGUCAGAUAAAUGUCAGAAUUACUCGGUUCUAAAUUAAGUGACAGAGGAGUGUGAUGUUGUUGCUGCAGCUAAAUGCAUUUCCAAAUGUCAAACAGACACCGUCCAACAGACCAUAUGUGUAGCUGUAUAUUGAUGUUUGGUACAAAAAAAUAAAUACAUUUUUCUGUC